Messenger RNA from Rhopilema esculentum, 2440 nucleotides. Its product is annotated as WD repeat-containing and planar cell polarity effector protein fritz homolog. NCBI's taxonomy places the organism in Eukaryota, Metazoa, Cnidaria, Scyphozoa, Rhizostomeae, Rhizostomatidae. The record is from RefSeq and is a predicted model, not a curated record. Gene Ontology annotation, cellular component: axonemal basal plate. Gene Ontology annotation, biological process: nervous system development; cilium organization; establishment of protein localization. Gene Ontology annotation, molecular function: protein binding.
UAUUCACUUUUGCCUCCUAUUCCGUCUGUUGUCCAGAUUUGUUGUGAUUUUCUUUGAAAAUGCAAGAGAGCAAGUAAACAAAUAACAAGGAGCGAUAGAAUUCAGAAGUUCCAGCAUGUGCAACAAUGACAGCUGCUCUGCAUGCAAACCUACACGUAUGGUCAUUAAAGAAACUUAUGUCACAAGCUGGCGAGAAUCAUUCUGGUGUCCAUAUUUAUCAUGACCGAAGCACAGGAAGUAUUGGAGAAGACCCCAUUGUUGAAAGCAAGAGACAGUGGGUUGAAGGAAGAGGAAUAAACUGGAUAUUGCCCAACAAAAGACCAGAAAAGCUAAGAGACAAUUUGCAAGAUCUCGAGGAACUCCUUGAUACAUUUAAAAUUGCUGCCUUGAAAUGGAAGUCGAUUCGACAUCUCCAGAUACUUUUUAGCAAUGGAACAAUAGUGACUAUUACUGUUUCUUUCAACUUUGCGGAUGUUGAUAAGAUAUUAGUUGAUAAGUCACUGGUUGGAAAAAUAAGCGACCCGAUUCACAAUGCUGUCAUUGAAGAAUUGUACAUGGUAUUAGCAUUCACAGAAAAGUCUAAGAUAGGCUACAUUCAUUAUGGAAAAAGACCAACUGAGAGGAAAGAGGGUGAAAAGCUAAGCUCUUUAGAACUGAAAGUGAAACUGAUUGAUAUUCCUGGUCCUUCGGGAAGAGCCAUAGAUAGGAGGCUGUCUGUGAAUUGUAGAGGGGACUUGGUUUGUGUGUGGUGGCCAUCGUCAAGCGAAGCUGUCUGGCCUUGGUCCCCAAUGGCUGGUGAUUUAGGCCGAAUGAACCUGGUGGUUUUGUCCGUAAGCAGUGACAAGUUAGAUGUAUUGUGUCACAUUCAUACAGACUUGGACCCACUUAGCAUUGCGUUCAGCUACAACGAACCAAACCAACUCUUUUCGGUCGAAUCUUCCCAGUCUUCAAGUGGCAGCUACACCCUCAAAAGCAUUGUUUACGAAUGCAACCAAAGCAAGAUUCAACGAUUGACGUCAAUUCCCAUUCAAGUUAAAGGUAAUGUGAUUGCAGAGGGGAGAAAUCAUAAAGAAGAUAAACUUUUGCUGGCUUGCGAUGAUGGAUCUUUGGUGCUUUACGAUGAAGAACGUCAAGUGACACAAACAGCUAGAACAAAAUUUGCGGCGCCAAGUCUCAUUACAUGGCAUCCAAAUGAUGCAGUGGUAUUAGUUGCAAAUUCAAGAGCUGACAUACAGGUAUUCGAUCAAGCAUUGACACCACUUCCUUUAAACCUUUCGUUUGAACAAGGAAAAAUAGAGUCUUAUAGUAGACUGGGACAGUUUUUCAUCAACUCCAGUAAGUUGGACAGAGCCAGUUGGGCUUGUGACUUCAGACUUGGUCCACCUCCAGAUGCUAUUGGUUGCUACGAUGACUUGCUUCUUGCCUUUGACAAGGGGCCUAUUUGCAUGAUGCGAGUGGAGCUUGGCGUGUUAAGUAAUGGAAGACUUGGUCCAGUGGAGAUUGUGUCGGAGUAUAUUCAAAACAAACAAGAAUUAGAGGCGGUGAAUUUCUUGAACAGCAUGAAUUGGAAUACAAACGGAGGCUUGUGUUUUGCUUGUUUGACUAUAAUCAUCGACCAUUUGUUCCGUCUGCCUUUGGUAUUAGACAGAGAGGCAUUUGCUGAAAAUGCUCUUGGAAGUUUUUAUGCACCAACAAGAGCUAUUUCAGAAGACGUGAUGCUGCAAUUCCGUGAUCCAAUCUUUCGUCUGGCUAGACGAUUUUUUCAUCAUCUCCUAAGACAUCAGAGGUUUGAGAAAGCAUUCCUGUUAGCAGUUGAUAUUGGUGCCAAAGAUCUUUUCAUGGACAUACAUUACCUUGCUUUAGAUAUGGGUAAUGAGCCAUUAGCUGAAUCUGCUAAACAAAGAGCAAUGCACCUUCACCAUGAAGAUCUCAACUCAGAUGAAAUUUUGGAUGGAGAAAACUAUGCAUCAGGUGAUGAAGCUGAUUUCCAAGCAAUGCAACAAAUUGGUUAUAGAAAUGACCAUGGCUCUCAUAUGCCAAGCUUCCUCUAUGAGCCAAUGACAGGGAAUGAAUUAAAAUUCAGAGAGCAACAACUGAAUUCAAAUCAGACGUCUUUAAAUAUUGAACAGGGUCACACAAGAGAUGCAGGUGGAAAUUCAGAACUGAGAAUCAACACAACAAGAAAGCAUGACAGAAAAUAUGGAAUGACCUUGCCAUCCAGGAAUGAAGUUGAAAUGACUGAACCAAAACAAGCAGAGCCAAGGGACAAGAUGGCUAGAAAAUUAUCAAGCUCCUUGGCAGCAAAUUCAAGAAACCAGAAAAAGAAAGACAGUACUGAUCAAACAAAAACUAAAGAAGAAAAAAGCAGUAAAUAUGAAAUUAUAAAUUUUGGAUAUGUAUAAAGUUUAGUUUUUUACUUUGUAUAUAGAUGUAUUCUAUU